This is a messenger RNA of Rana temporaria (common frog), 3371 nucleotides long. RefSeq names its product AT-rich interaction domain 3C (gene ARID3C). Gene Ontology annotation, molecular function: DNA binding. Gene Ontology annotation, cellular component: nucleus. NCBI's taxonomy places the organism in Eukaryota, Metazoa, Chordata, Amphibia, Anura, Ranidae. The record is from RefSeq and is a predicted model, not a curated record. The transcript has 8 exons. The coding region runs from base 216 to 1952 and encodes 578 amino acids. Gene Ontology annotation, biological process: regulation of transcription by RNA polymerase II.
AAGGGGGCAGAUUACAAAAAAUAACUCACUGCUUGUAGCAGCAUAAAAAAAAAAAAAGAGAAAAAAAGGAUCAGGGAUUGCGGGAGCCGAUGAGAAGCCGGGGGAGAGGAAGCCUCCUGCAAGGAUUAGAGGCUGGAGAUUUGUCUCUGUGAAUUGGGUGAAUUAUUUAAUAGGAGCUGCUGUGCUGAGCGCAGGGAGGAGAGCCCACAGGCAGCAUGGCUGACAACACCAGCCUGGCCAGCAAGUCUGCUUUGCAAGCAGCAUUCUCUACUGCUUCCUCUCUCCCAUCUCUCCUUGUUGCUACUUCUUCCCAUCACGGCUCCCCUUAUCCCAUUUCCCGUCCUACCCAGCCCCCUCAGACAGUCUCUACAGGUGGCGGCGGAAUGAGGCUAGAAGCGGUCAUGGAGAACUUACAGCGCCAACAGGCUGCUCGUUUGGCCUUGGAGGAAAAACUACGACAGGAAAAAGACAGAGAACUGCGUUGUUUGGUAGAGUCACGCAUCCAGCAACAAGCGUUGGCCAUACGCCAUUACCAAGCCGCCGUAAGGGCAGCAGCCGCUGCAGCAGUGACUACCCCCACAAUCGUGAACAACACCAAUACAUCCACCACUACCACAGCAUCGAGCUCAAUCUUAUCCCAGAAUCGGACUUCUCUGAUCUUUCCUCAAACCCCAAUCCAGAAAUCGGAGGAUGAAGACUCUAAGCACAAAAGUGAAGGAGAAGAGCCGGACUUUGACGAUGAUGAUAUGGAUGACGAGGAAGGAGAAGAAGAGGAGGAACAUAUGGAGAUGAACUCAAAUAUACAACCUGGCUCACCUAGCAAGGGACUGUCAAGGGUCAACCAAUCACAAUUACCAAAUACUAGUUCCCAGUCAAACACUUUAUCUCCCAAUGGACAAUCGGGCCAUCAUGAGUGGACGUAUGAGGAGCAGUUUAAACAGCUCUACGAGUUGGACGAGGACCCCAAGAGGAAAGAGUUCCUGGACGACCUGUUCAGCUUCAUGCAGAAGAGAGGAACGCCGGUGAAUCGGAUCCCCAUCAUGGCCAAGCAAGUCCUGGACCUGUACACGCUCUACAGGCUGGUGACGGAGAAGGGCGGCUUGGUGGACGUCAUCAAUAAGAAGAUAUGGAGAGAGAUCACCAAAGGGCUGAGCCUUCCAACCUCCAUCACCAGCGCCGCUUUCACCCUGCGGACACAAUACAUGAAGUAUCUGUACCCCUAUGAAUGUGAGAAGAGGGGGCUCAGCUCCCCCGGAGAGCUACAAGCCGCCAUCGACAGCAACCGGCGAGAGGGCCGCCGGCAGAGCUUCGGAUCUGGCCUCUUCAGCUACUCGCCUGUUGGGACUCCUAAUGUCCUCACCUCCCCGAAGAUCAACAUGUCCGCCCUAUCUGUCUCAACGCACAAUGGAGGGCAGAUUUCUCAAAUGCCAGCCAUAAAGAAAGAAGACAUCAUUCACCAGUCAGGAACCCACCACCGUGUCGGGAUCCCCGUCAACUUCUCCAACCAUCACGCAGCUGCCGCCCAAGCCGUACAAGCUAUGCAAGCUGCCGCCUUGGAACAGCUGCGGGAAAAGCUGGAGUCCGGAGAACCGCCGGAAAAGAAGAUGGCCAUGAUGGCGGAGGAGCAGCAGAGAUUAAUGCAGCACGCCCUGCAACACAACCUCCUGGCCAUGGCGGCCCAACUGCCCAUGAAUGUAAAAAUCAACAGCCGAGAUGACAGACAAGAGAUGGCGAUGAACCUGUCUGCCUCCAGCAUUAGCAGCAUCAACAUGUCAAUAGAAAUAAAUGGAGUCGUCUACGCAGGUGUGCUAUUUGCCCGCAGAGCUGGGGCUCCACCAGGGUCCAGCACAAGCUCAAACAACAACGGCCGCUCCAGCCCGUCGACGGCGCAGCAGAUGCCCCCGCUCUCCUCUUCAUCACAAGGACACACUCCACCUAGUUCUUCCCCGUGAGCCCACGUGAUGUCCAUCCUCUUCCAGUACCCCCUUUAACCUGCAUCUCGCAUCCACACAUGGGUAGGGUGGGCUUUCUCUGAGGUUGGUAACCAGAAUUAACGGCACUGCAAAGGAGGAUGUACAGAGAAAAAAAAAAAAAAAAGUGGCAUUAUUUUAUGACUUUGUGAGGAGCCUCAUCGAGCUUUCUUCAGUCCUGACCUCUGCCGGGGGCCACCAACCUCCUGAGCUUUGUCCUGCUACAUGGUGGAAGCUCAGUAUGCAAAACCACCAGAAAAAAUAUAAAAAACUUCUGACAAUCUCAUCUCCGUUCCGACCACCCUACCUCUAAUAGACCUACCUGGAGGACACUGAGGGGCUCUUACCUCCUGUAGAGUAGAACCCAACCCUCGUCUACACCAACCAUUUCCCAGGGCUCAGAGGGCUCGAGACAUCUUCAUCACCACAGGUCACGUCCAGGAAAUCAAACCAUGAAAAGAACCCAUCAACCAUAGCUUUACCAAAGAGAUAAUUGAGUUAAUUUAUUCAACCCUAACAUAUCUAGUAGAAUAGAUAAGUGUUGCUUUUUUUUUUAAAACUUUAUUUCUGUGUUUGCAAAAAAAAAAAAAAAGUGUCGUCUUUUCAGAAGCGACCUCUGCGCCACAAACGGUCCUCCAAUGGGUUUUUCACGCAGAGACAUCGGUUAGGAUGGAGUUGUAACAUAACAAGAACGGCUUGAGAUAACCAAAGACCCGUGCCAGCCUUCGUGGAGAAACACGAGACUAUCACACAUACCUCAGAUUCAACAAAGUAGCCAAGAGAAAGGGCUGUAGACAGAGGCAGAGGCCUUAUUCAUCUAAGCGUCUUCGUUGGCCUGUUCCUUCAAUCGGAAUCUCCCUUUUUCGUUCUGCAGUUCCAGGAAUAGUUUUUGAAGGGCCACCUAGACAGUUUUCAUAUCAGACAUUUUGGUGGCUCCUUCUACAAGGUUCUAGCACCCUCGGCUGUCCUCUCAAGCGGUGCAGAGAGGCAGUGUUUCCUUUGUUAAAUAUUUUAUCAGUUGUUGUGUGCUAAAUUUACUAUUUAUAAGGGCCAUGCACAGGAAUUAGGGAUCGUUUAACAGGUCUGCAAGAAUCAAGAUUCAUUCCAGCUCUUAUCACAAGCACAACUGGGGGGUCAAGCUAUGGACAAUUCAAAUAUGUACAUAUCAUCAAUAUUCAGUAAAAUAACUUUAAAACAAGCCCUUUCUUACCUCUGUAGCUACAGGCACUGUGGAACAAUUUAUUCUCAAACUUUGAAGCUUUUCAAUGUUACUUUCACUUUCUCUCUGGAGCUUACCCCCCCCCCUCUUGGCAGUCACCUGGCAGCCAGCCUUAGUACCGUAUUUAUCGCGGUAUAACGCUCUCCAGCGUAUACCGCGCAUCCCUAAAGUGGCCCUCUAAC